This is a messenger RNA of Trichechus manatus latirostris (Florida manatee), 557 nucleotides long. RefSeq names its product histone H2B type 1-N-like. The record is from RefSeq and is a predicted model, not a curated record. Gene Ontology annotation, cellular component: nucleosome. NCBI's taxonomy places the organism in Eukaryota, Metazoa, Chordata, Mammalia, Sirenia, Trichechidae. The coding region runs from base 109 to 489 and encodes 126 amino acids. Gene Ontology annotation, molecular function: structural constituent of chromatin; DNA binding; protein heterodimerization activity. The transcript has a single exon.
GAAUCACCAAUAACCAGAGGACUUUACUCCUCCUUAUAUGCAUUAAAUUCUAUAAAUAAAUGAACUUUCUUCUCUUUAUUUCUGCCAUUUUUUCCCUUACUUUCCACUAUGCCUGAACCAUCCAAGUCCGCUCCAGCCCCGAAGAAGGGCUCCAAGAAGGCGGUGACUAAGGUGCAGAAGAAGGACGGCAAGAAGCGCAAGCGCAGCCGCAAGGAGAGCUACUCUGUAUACGUGUACAAGGUGCUGAAGCAGGUCCACCCCGACACUGGCAUCUCGUCCAAGGCCAUGGGCAUCAUGAACUCGUUCGUCAACGACAUUUUUGAGCGCAUCGUGGGUGAGGCGUCUCGCCUGGCGCAUUACAACAAGCGCUCGACCAUCACUUCCAGGGAGAUCCAGACGGCCGUGCGCCUGCUUCUGCCCGGGGAGCUGGCCAAGCACGCAGUGUCCGAGGGCACCAAGGCCGUCACCAAGUACACUAGCUCCAAGUAAGUGCCUUUGUAGGCACUGUCAAACCCAAAAGGCUCUUUUCAGAGCCACUCCACUUACCAAGAAAUUGC